Molecule: messenger RNA, 691 nt
Organism: Numida meleagris (helmeted guineafowl)
Lineage: Eukaryota; Metazoa; Chordata; Aves; Galliformes; Numididae
Product: cytochrome c oxidase assembly factor 6 homolog
Exons: 2
Coding region: 75-314 (79 amino acids)
Biological process (GO): respiratory chain complex IV assembly
Cellular component (GO): mitochondrion; respiratory chain complex IV
Source: RefSeq, a predicted model, not a curated record
CAUGCGCGCUGCGCCGCUUCCGCGCUUCUGACCUUCGUCGCUGGGCCGGGCCGCAGCCGCUGUAUGCUGGGAGCAUGUCGGCCCCCACCAUGGCGGAGAGGAAGGCGUGCUGGGCGGCACGCGACGAGUUCUGGCGGUGCCUGGACACGCACACGGAGGACGCGCCGCGGUGCGAGAAGCUGAGGCAGGCCUUCGAGUCCCUGUGCCCGCAGCAGUGGGUUAAACACUUUGACAAAAGAAGAGACUUUUUAAAAUACAAACAAAAGCUGGAAACAGAAGGGUUUCAUCCUCCAGAAACCGCUGGGAAGUCUUAGGUACUCCGCUUUUUGAAGUACAUCUACCAAGCACAGAUCUGUGGCAGGAAGAAGCAGGGGAAAGCAACAGAGCCUGCUGGAGUUUAAGAACUGGUAACCCAUCCUCCUAAAAUGCAGGCUGCUGCUCCUGCUGCAAGGCCUCACGUGUCUGCUGAAAAAAGAUGGUCGUGGACAACUUUUUCAUGAGUAUGAGACAAAGAAGUACGGUGCAGGGCUGUUCACAAACCCGAGGCUUAGAGUUUGUAACUCCAGUCACUGCUUUGCAAGAAUAAAUGAUUAUGCGGUAGCAUUCAUUUAUUGUUCUUUUUAGAACACGUACAAGCGCUUUUUUUUUGUUAAGUGGAUGAAUUUUCCCCAAUAAAGCUUUGCCAACUUUG